UAAUAUAAGAAGCAAGUAGAUAGCUAUAUAUAUUUCCAUCAAUUCAGGCUCUCAGAACUUCAGACACAGCAGGACAGAAGUGUUAAGAUGGAGAAAGCAAUGAUUCUGGUUUCUGUGCUGCUCCUGGGGUGGACCUGGACCCUCCAGGGGGUCCCUGUUGAUGGGGAUCAGGUGGAGCCCUCUGUGGCUCUUGCAGACGUGGAGGAUGCAACUCUGCUCAAAGCUCCUCUGUUCAAUGCUACAGAGGUCUGUGAACAAACACCAGAAAUAGGUCCAUGUGAAGCUUACUUUCCACGUUACUUCUACAACUCCUCCUCAAUGAGCUGCCAGCUUUUCACCUAUGGAGGGUGUGGGGGCAACCAGAACAACUUUAAAACUGAGAAAGAGUGUAUGCAGAAAUGUCCUGAAGAGGUCUGUGAACAAACACCAGAAAUAGGUCCAUGUCAUGCUAUCAUUCCACGUUACUUCUACAACUCCUCCUCAAUGAGCUGCCAGCUUUUCACCUAUGGAGGGUGUGGGGGCAACCAGAACAACUUUAAAACUGAGAAAGAGUGUAUGCAGAGAUGUCCUGAAGAUGUCUGUGAACAAACACCAGAAAUAGGUCCAUGUGAUGCUACCAUUCCACGUUACUUCUACUACUCCCCCUCAAUGAGCUGCCAGCUUUUCACCUAUGGAGGGUGUGGGGGCAACCAGAACAACUUUAAAACUGAGAAAAAGUGUAUGCAGAGAUGUCACACUGACGAGGUCUGUGAACAAACACCAGAAAUAGGUCCAUGUGAUGCUUACUUUCAACGUUACUUCUACAACUCCUCCUCAAUGAGCUGCCAGCUUUUCACCUAUGGAGGGUGUGGGGGCAACCAGAACAACUUUAAAACUGAGAAAAAGUGUAUGCAGAGAUGUCACACUGACGAGGUCUGUGAACAAACACCAGAAAUAGGUCCAUGUCAUGCUAUCAUUCCACGUUACUUCUACAACUCCUCCUCAAUGAGCUGCCAGCUUUUCACCUAUGGAGGGUGUGGGGGCAACCAGAACAACUUUAAAACUGAGAAAAAGUGUAUGCAGAGAUGUCCUGAAGAGGUCUGUGAACAAACACCAGAAAUAGGUCCAUGUGAUGCUACCAUUCCACGUUACUUCUACAACUCCCCCUCAAUGAGCUGCCAGCUUUUCACCUAUGGAGGGUGUGGGGGCAACCAGAACAACUUUAAAACUGAGAAAAAGUGUAUGCAGAGAUGUCACACUGACGAGGUCUGUGAACAAACACCAGAAAUAGGUCGAUGUCAUGCUGCCAUUCCACGUUACUUCUACAACUCCUCCUCAGUGAGCUGCCAGCUUUUCACCUAUGGAGGGUGUGGGGGCAACCAGAACAACUUUAAAACUGAGAAAAAGUGUAUGCAGAGAUGUCACACUGACGAGGUCUGUGAACAAACACCAGAAAUAGGUCCAUGUCAUGCUGCCAUUCCACGUUAUUUCUACAACUCCUCCUCAAUGAGCUGCCAGCGUUUCACCUAUGGAGGGUGUGGGGGCAACCAGAACAACUUUAAAACUGAGAAAGAGUGUGUGCAGAAAUGUCCUGAAGAUGUCUGUGAACAAACACCAAAAAUAGGUCCAUGUCAUGCUACCAUUCCACGUUACUUCUACAACUCCCCCUCAAUGAGCUGCCAGCUUGUCAUCUAUGGAGGGUGUGGGGGCAACCAGAACAACUUUAAAACUGAGAAAGAGUGUAUGCAGAGAUGUCACAUUAACGAGGUCUGUGAACAAACACCAAAAACGGGUCCAUGUCGUGCUUACGUUCAACGUUACUUCUACAACUCCUCCUCAAUGAGAUGCCAGCGUUUCACCUAUGGAGGGUGUAAGGGCAACCAGAACAACUUUAAAACUGAGAAAGAUUGUAUGCAGAGAUGUCACUGAAU
Perca fluviatilis (European perch) is the source of this 1910-nucleotide messenger RNA. RefSeq names its product papilin-like. The record is from RefSeq and is a predicted model, not a curated record. Lineage: Eukaryota; Metazoa; Chordata; Actinopteri; Perciformes; Percidae. The transcript has 12 exons. Gene Ontology annotation, molecular function: serine-type endopeptidase inhibitor activity. Bases 88 to 1908 code for a protein of 606 amino acids. Gene Ontology annotation, cellular component: plasma membrane; cell surface.